GUAGAAAUAGUUAUGAUUCAAACCUUAAAGUUUAUCGCAGUUGGCAUAUUGAUGUGGAUUGCUCUUGAUUGUUGCGAGCAUAGAUAUGGUUGGCAACUAAUAUAUUUACAUGGAAUCUUUGGGAAAAAAUGCACUUUACAAUCAUGCAAUUUACAUCAAUAUGCAAACUACAAUAAUAAUUAA
Racocetra persica is the source of this 183-nucleotide messenger RNA. Lineage: Eukaryota; Fungi; Glomeromycota; Glomeromycetes; Diversisporales; Gigasporaceae. The record is from the annotation of a GenBank genome assembly.